AUGACUCCUGCUAUCGAUUGCAUCCACGAGAAUGCCAACAACAUCUUCCGGCGAACGGCAGAUCACAUUGAAGACCUCCUGGGACAAGCGCUACAGUUGGAUGCUGCCAAUCCCCAACAUGUUGACAUUGCACUGAAAAUGGCUAAUACAGUGUCUCAUAUAUUUACAGUCUACGUGCUGCAGGUGACAUCAGUGCCACCUAUAGUGCUCUCUGCUGCUGCUGAAUUGCAUGAGCACAUCAAUUCCUCGUCCCGCUCAGUGGUCACCACCCCCAUUUGGACCAACAUUAGGCCCAAUGAUCCCUGCAGCCAAAACAGCCCCCUCUAUCCUCUCAGUAUUGGCUAUGGGGAGCCUCGAAAACCGUCACCUCCUGUUGCCGGUCCUUCCCAGCCCAACACCAUCCAUUCCCGGGACACUGAUGUUCCGGCAGGCAAGGGCAAGGGCAAAGAAACAGCUCAGCUUGAAGGUGAGGAAGAUCGUGGAUGGGGCAGGGAAUGCAAGUGUCCACGCCCAAGGGCAAUGAGUGUAAGCUCAAAAAGCCAAAGUUGGCCUCCAAAGGCCAAGCAUCAGCACCAGCAGCCACUUUCAAAGGCAAUCAUCAGCAGUGUGGAUGAAGAGGAGCUUGAUGCCGCACCGGUUCCCCAGAAGACACCAGUUCCCAAGAAGACACUGGUACCCAUUAACAUGGUGUACAAGCCUGGUCAACUGACCUCUCGCCACGAACACCGCCUGUCUGCGGUGAAGUUGGUCAUUGCCAGCAAUGAUGAAAGUGACACCAAGGAGAUGCCGAAGAAGAUUGGUCCCGCGCCCAAGAGUGGGACUGCAUAUGUUGAGGUACCGCCUGCCCCAAAGCCUGCAAAGGCUCCCACAGCGAUGGCUGCCAGUGCCAUUGUGCUCGCAGAGGAUGACCAUGCCAACAAGAGGUCCCCGGUUUGGGACCCAGGCUGUGGCACAUGCGUCCAGCGAGAUUUGAUAUGCCGCCAAGGCUACGAUACUGCAGGUGGAGAGCUGGCUGUGUGUGCACGCUGCCACAGGUCGAAACAGAAAUGUGGUGGUGUCAUGCAUGGUAUGGAACUCAUACCAUGA
This is a messenger RNA of Suillus subalutaceus, 1086 nucleotides long. RefSeq lists its product as uncharacterized. The record is from RefSeq and is a predicted model, not a curated record. The transcript is spliced from 4 exons. The coding region runs from base 1 to 1086 and encodes 361 amino acids. Lineage: Eukaryota; Fungi; Basidiomycota; Agaricomycetes; Boletales; Suillaceae.